UUGCCUUCCGGCUUUACCGGGUGGCCUCCAUCCGCGACGGAUCUCCAAGUUAGUCGCGCCGCCACUCGCCGUAAGGAGAAGGCAGUAGAUCUGGAGGUGGAGGAGAUUCCACCAGAGAGGUAAAAGUGCCUGGGCACCCGUGGCUCGACUCCCGUUCUCGACGCCCUCCGAGAAGGCGGUGAGCAGACGGCGAACUUUUUGGACAAAGUUCGCAGUGUGAUCCCGACCCGCGAAGCCAUCAGGGAUCUGGAAACGGAUCAGGUCGGAGAAAUGAUAGCUCAAAACGUCCUCUGGUUAUCCCACACGACCAACGACCUGUUUUGCCGCGCUAAAGCGGCGGAGAAUGUGGUUCGCAAGGAGGUUAUUCCUCUGAAAGAAAGUCUCGCAGCAAAGGACAAGGAGCUGGGCGAGAAAGUGCAGGCCUUGGAAGGGCGGGUCGCUCAAGCGGAACACGAGGUCGAGGCGGCCAAGCUUGAAGCCGCUGAGCUGAAUGAGUGCAUGUCGAGUUAUGCCAACCUAACCGGCUUCUUGUGUUGCAAUCCUCAGGAGGCCGAUGCUUACUUCCGAGCGUUUAUUCACAACGAGGUUGGGGAGGGACUCGCUUGGCGCUACGGGGAAUGGGCGUAUGCCAAGGGCCGUUACGAGAUGCAACGGGAGAUCCAUGAGGCGCUUGAGGAGUCCAUAAACGAGAACGACCUCGCGACCAUCAUGGGGGUUAUUCCCGACCAGGUGCCUGCCCCGGGUCCUAUGCCAUACGCCGAUCCGGCACCCGGCGCCGAGGCUCCUGCUCCAACCAAAGGCUGAAGGUUC
Molecule: messenger RNA, 810 nt
Organism: Ipomoea triloba (trilobed morning glory)
Lineage: Eukaryota; Viridiplantae; Streptophyta; Magnoliopsida; Solanales; Convolvulaceae
Exons: 2
Coding region: 271-804 (177 amino acids)
Source: RefSeq, a predicted model, not a curated record